AUGUCUCCGUACACACAUAUCCUCCAUCUUGUAACAACUCUUAUUCUACUUCUCAUUAAUGGAAACAAUGAAAUAAUCAUUUGCUACAGCAACAAAGUCAUCAUGAAGGCCCCUUCUAUCAUCAUUAUAGUCGAUAAAAAUCCAGGAUCCGUAAAUUUUACAUCAAUUCAAGGUGCAAUUGACUCUCUCCCUUUGGUGAACCAAGAAAGAGUUUUGAUCGAUGUUCAUGCAGGGAUAUACACGGAGAAGGUAACAAUACCUUCAACAAAAGCCUACAUAAAAAUACAAGGUGCUGGGGCAGAAAAUACAGUGGUUCAGUGGGGUGAUACAGCCAGGACUGUAACCUUUGAGGAGUAUCAGUGCUGUGGACCUGGAUCAAAUACUGCAGGAAGAGUUAAAUGGUCAAAAAUUCUUACUGAUGAAGAGGCUGGACGGUUUACUUCCCUUGACUUUAUUGAUGCAUCUCAAUGGCUCGACCUAUCAUAA
Erythranthe guttata (spotted monkey flower) is the source of this 486-nucleotide messenger RNA. The record is from RefSeq and is a predicted model, not a curated record. NCBI's taxonomy places the organism in Eukaryota, Viridiplantae, Streptophyta, Magnoliopsida, Lamiales, Phrymaceae.